Canariomyces notabilis is the source of this 1977-nucleotide messenger RNA. RefSeq names its product translation elongation factor EF-1 alpha. The transcript is spliced from 8 exons. Gene Ontology annotation, biological process: translation; translational elongation. Gene Ontology annotation, molecular function: GTPase activity; GTP binding; translation elongation factor activity. Bases 138 to 1523 code for a protein of 461 amino acids. NCBI's taxonomy places the organism in Eukaryota, Fungi, Ascomycota, Sordariomycetes, Sordariales, Chaetomiaceae. The record is from RefSeq and is a predicted model, not a curated record.
CCACUUCAAGUGCGUAUACCAUUGCGACAGCAUCUUCAUCUCGAAGAGAGCAUCUUCUCUAACUUUCCCCUGCAGCUUUUCUACAGCGCAAGUCGCCAGCAUCUUCACUUCAGAAAACAACUCUCAACACCGUCAAAAUGGGCAAGGACUCUGACAAGACCCAUAUCAACGUCGUCGUCAUCGGCCACGUCGACUCUGGCAAGUCCACGACGACUGGUCACUUGAUCUACAAGUGCGGCGGUAUCGACAAGCGUACCAUUGAGAAGUUCGAGAAGGAAGCUGCUGAGCUCGGCAAGGGUUCCUUCAAGUAUGCGUGGGUUCUCGACAAGCUCAAGGCCGAGCGUGAGCGUGGUAUCACCAUCGAUAUCGCGCUCUGGAAGUUCGAGACCAACAAGUACUAUGUUACCGUCAUCGAUGCCCCCGGCCAUCGUGACUUCAUCAAGAACAUGAUUACUGGUACCUCCCAGGCCGACUGCGCUAUUCUCAUCAUUGCCGCCGGUACCGGUGAGUUCGAGGCUGGUAUCUCCAAGGAUGGCCAGACCCGUGAGCACGCUCUGCUUGCCUACACCCUGGGUGUGAAGCAGCUCAUCGUCGCCAUCAACAAGAUGGACACCACCAACUGGUCUCAGGCCCGUUACGAGGAAAUCAUCAAGGAGACCUCCAACUUCAUCAAGAAGGUCGGCUACAACCCCAAGCAGGUUGCCUUCGUCCCCAUCUCGGGCUUCAACGGCGACAACAUGCUUGAGGUCUCCACCAACUGCCCGUGGUACAAGGGCUGGGAGAAGGAGACCAAGAAGGGCAAGUCCACUGGCAAGACCCUUCUUGAGGCCAUCGACGACAUCGAGCCUCCUCAGCGCCCCACCGACAAGCCCCUCCGUCUGCCCCUGCAGGAUGUGUACAAGAUCGGCGGUAUCGGCACUGUCCCUGUCGGCCGUAUCGAGACUGGUGUCCUCAAGCCCGGUAUGGUCGUUACCUUCGCUCCCUCCAACGUCACCACUGAAGUCAAGUCCGUCGAGAUGCACCACGAGCAGCUUGCCGAGGGUGUCCCGGGUGACAACGUCGGCUUCAACGUGAAGAACGUCUCCGUCAAGGAAAUCCGCCGUGGCAACGUUGCCGGUGAUUCCAAGAACGACCCCCCCGCUGGUGCCGCUUCCUUCGAAGCCCAGGUCAUCGUUCUCAACCACCCCGGCCAGGUUGGUGCUGGCUACGCUCCGGUCCUUGACUGCCACACUGCCCACAUCGCUUGCAAGUUCGCCGAGCUCAAGACCAAGAUCGACCGCCGUACCGGUAAGGCUGUUGAGGAGAACCCCAAGUUCAUCAAGUCCGGCGAUGCUGCCAUCGUCAAGAUGAUUCCGUCCAAGCCCAUGUGCGUUGAGUCGUUCACCGACUAUCCUCCUCUCGGUCGUUUCGCCGUCCGUGACAUGCGUCAGACCGUCGCUGUCGGUGUCAUCAAGAGCGUCGAGAAGGCUGUCGCCGGUUCCGGCAAGGUCACCAAGUCCGCUGCCAAGGCUGCCAAGAAAUAAACGGUUUCUUCAUGCAGCAAAUAAAAAAGUCACUUCCAGAGAUCCGGGUCGUGUGGCUCACCGAAGAGAUCGCGCCUCGUAUCUAGGUACGGCGUUAACGAAUUUCACUUUGCAUGAGCACUCGGAACGUUUUGUUAUGGGGCACAUCUUUGAGAGGGAAUGGUCGGGGUUUCUGCGCAUCAAAACUUCUCUCGCCAUGUGCUUAGUACAAAAUAGAGUCUCUUAGAAGUGAUCACGAAGGUCAUGAUUCCCCCAGUCGGCCGUCCUGAAUGAAUGCUGCUGUGUUGCACUUGAGUGUUAUUGUCCAUGUUGGAUGUCAGAGAAUGAUGCUGUAGCUUGGUGAUAUUGUAAUAGACAUAUCCAGUGCAGUUCGUCCACACUGGUCUCUGUCCAUGUAGCCUCCAUCGCGGAUGGUGUCAUCACAGCAGUCUUAAUAAAUCAAGUCGAAUACAAC